Molecule: messenger RNA, 290 nt
Organism: Staurois parvus
Lineage: Eukaryota; Metazoa; Chordata; Amphibia; Anura; Ranidae
Source: the annotation of a GenBank genome assembly
AUAUACCGUAUUUUUCGCUCCAUAAGACACACCUGACCAUAAGACGCACCUAGGUUUUAGAGGCAGAAAACAGGAAAAAAAAAAUUCUGAACUAAUGGACUGCAGACAUAGUACAGGAGAUGACCAGAGACUGCGGACAACAGUACAGGAGAUGACCAGAGACUGCGGACACAGUACAGGGAUGACCAGAGACUGUGGACACAGUACAGGGAUGACCAGAGACUGCGGACACAGUACAGGGGAUGACCAGAGACUGCGGACACAGUACAGGAGAUGACCAGAGACUGCGG